AAUUUCCUUUCAAAUUAAUAAAUUUUUCAAUAAGUUGUCGUUGAGAGCGCGUAUCGGCUCGUGCACUAUGAGAUUUUAGGCUAGGUUGCAAUUGUAGAGUCUACAAUCACUGGAAGAGAUGGCGGACAAAGCGAUGAUGAAGCAAAUUGCUGAGCAGAAACUCAAGGCGUUCUCAAUAGGCACUAUGGGGAAACGACCUCUGAGUAAAAAAGAGCUCGAAGAACAGCGAAAGAAGGAACAGGAACAAGCAGCAGCUCAAGCUUUCGAAGAGUUCGUUGCAACAUUUCAAGAAACACCAAACAAAACAACAAGCAAAAUUUGGGUCAAAGCUGGUACUUAUGAUGCUGGCAAGAGGCAGGAAGACACAAGGGAAAAAGGGAAACUGUACAAACCUCAGUCAAAAAUUUCUGAACUGGUCGACAAUAGAUCUUCAGCUGAACAAGCACAGGAAUAUGCAAGACUACUUGGCAGUAAUGAGAGAAAAGUAGACAGACUUGGUAAAAAGAAGAAGGAGGGUGAAAAAAAGAAAAGCAACCUCGAGUUAUUCAAAGAAGAGUUAAAAAUGAUACAGGAAGAGCGAGAGGAAAGACAUAAAUACAAAGGAGUUGUUAAAACCGUAAUUUCUGCACAAACUGAAGACCCAAUGCUUGCUGCUCUUAAAUGCGUGGAGGAUGGUUCUUUUGAUAACGGUGAUCCAAAUACAACUAAUUUAUAUCUGGGUAAUUUGAAUCCCAAGAUUACUGAACAACAAUUGAUGGAAAUUUUUGGCAAAUAUGGCCCACUUGCAAGUAUCAAAAUCAUGUGGCCUCGCAGUGACGAGGAAAAAGCAAGGCAAAGAAACUGUGGUUUUGUCGCAUUCAUGAGUCGCAAGGAUGGUGAACGAGCACUAAAAAAUUUGAACGGACGCGAUAUCAUGCAAUAUGAGAUGAAAUUGGGUUGGGGUAAGAGUGUACCGAUUCCGCCGUAUCCAAUUUACAUUCCACCAGCCUUAAUGGAGAUAACACAGCCACCUCCGCCAUCUGGUCUUCCGUUCAAUGCACAGCCACACCGCCGAGAUAGACACAAGGUACAAAUACCACGUAUUCGCAACAUCCAGAGUGCCGAUCCUGAGGAGAAGGAAAACAUUGAAAAGAUUUUGCAGAAUGCGGUUGUCAAAGUGGUUAUCCCGACCGAAAGGAACUUAGUCAUGUUGAUACAUAGAAUGGUCGAAUUUGUCAUAAGGGAAGGGCCAAUGUUUGAAGCAAUGAUAAUGAACAGGGAAUUGAAUAAUCCAAUGUUCAGGUUUUUAUUUGAAAACUACUCUCCAGCACAUACCUAUUACCGAUGGAAACUUUUCUCUAUUCUACAAGGUGAUGCACAAAAAGAAUGGCAUAUAGAUGAUUUCAGGAUGUUUAAAGGUGGCAGUGUCUGGAGACCUCCACCGAUAAACCCGUGGACUCAGGGUAUGCCAGAUGAAUUAAUUGAAAUGGAAGAAAGACAAGAGCCCCGAAGAGGCAGUUUAUCCAACAGUCAAAGAGACAGACUAGAGGAUCUAUUACGUAACAUAUCACCAGAGCGCAUAAAGGUCGCAGAGACAAUGGUAUUUUGCAUUGAGCAUGCAGAAGCGGCGGACGAAAUAUGUGACUGCAUAAUGGAGUCCUUAUCAAUACUUCAGACCCCAGUUAAUAAAAAAAUUGCUAGACUGUAUCUGAUCUCAGACAUCCUUCACAACUGUGGUGUUAAAGUGACAAAUGCUACCAUCUACAGAAAGGCGUUUGAAGCAAGGCUGUUGGACAUCUUUCAUGAGAUCCAUCAGACCUACAAACAGCUCGACAGCAGACUUAAAGCUGAAGGAUUUAAAGUACGCGUUAUGAGAAUGUUUCGAGCUUGGGAGGAAUGGGCGGUGUAUCCUCGUGACUUUCUAGUCAGAUUACAAAAUGCCUUUCUUGGCCUUGUUUUGACUGAUGAACCUGAACAAGAAAACGAUGAGGAUAUUGAUGGAGCACCUUUAUCGGACGUAGACGGGGACGCAGGGGAGGAUUUAGAUGGCGUACCACUCGAUGGUGCUGCCCUUCUAAAGGGUGCCCUGAAGCACGGACUCACCCCUCAACCUGUCACCAAUUAUGACGACAUUGAUGGAGUGCCAAUGGAUGAGGAUCUUGAUGGAAUACCAAUGGAGGAUGAAGAUCCGUUUACAUCACGUAGUAAAGAAGAGGAUAAAAAAGCUUCCAUGCCCGCAGGGUUUGUGCCAUCCAGAUGGGAAACCGUUGAUCCUGAUCAGGUUGAAGCGCAAGCAAUGACGACGAGUAAAUGGGAAGAAUUGGGUCAAAACGAUGACUCUAAUUCCCAAGAUGCUAGCAUGGACUCCAGUGGCAGGGAUUAUAAUGAAGAAAGACGCAACAGACUCAGAGAAAUCGAAGUGAAGACUAUGCAGUACCAAGAUGAAUUGGAAAGCGGUAGAAGGACUUUGAAAGCUGGGAUGACCAUUCAAGCUCAGGUCGAACACUACAGAAAAAAGCUCAUUAGAAAGAGUGAACGAGAAAUUAAAGAAAUGAAGACAGAUGACCGAGACGAAGAUCGAAGGAAAGAAAAGAGGAGAAGUUCAACGCCCGAAUCACCAGGGCAUCAUAGGGACAGGAGGCGAGGGUCUCCUAGUCCCUCCUCAAAAUCUAGCAGUCGGUACAGAUCCAGGAGUAGAUCGCCUCGAGGAAAGCGUAGAUCUCGUUCACCACAUAAAAAAAGAUUACAAUCAGCAGCUCCUGCAACGCCGUCACCACCUCGAAUCCGCCGUACUCCUUCUCCAUCGUUUUCUUCAUCUAGAUUGUCUCGCAGAUCUCCGGGCAGUGACCGAAAAAAACGGGGAAGAUCACCAAGCAUGUCACCACCGCCUCCUCCCAGAACAUCUAAACAUAGAGCCAACAGUCCACCGUCCCCGGUACCGAGGAAACACAGGCAUAAGCACAAGUACUGAUUGGCAAAAUCGAUGAUAAUUUUUUGUAAAUUUGAACCUUUCCAGUUCCAUCUAUCGUCAAAGAGUUCGUCAAUGAAUUCCGAUAUUACAAUAAAUAUAAUUUCGGGAUAUCAAUAACGGCGGUUAAUGUCAAUUUCUAUUAUUGCCUGUUGAAAAACUUCGGUUCUUAAAUAAUGGUCAAAUCCUGGGAUGUCGAAGCUAAGUCUUUUGCAUCAAGAAUCAUAUGAAUUGCUUUAUUCUUGGUGAAGAUGACUUAUUUUUCGUGUGAACCAGGGGUUCACAUAUUGUUCAGAGAUCGAAUCAAAAUUGUAGAAUAUUUGUUUUCAGUUCAUUCUUGCCCUGAAUUAUUCGAGGAUGAAACUUACCAACAGGACUUCUAGUUUACAGAACCAAACGAUAUUUGUGCUUUGUGAGCGCUGUGCAUAAGAUUAUGUUAUGUACGGUCUAGUAAUUGAACAUACAUGAAAAUGAUAUGACAGGAAAUUCUUUAUGCUAUACAUUGUAUAAAAAUACAGAAUAAACGAUAAGCGUUAUGCGGUAUUUGAAUAUAA
Molecule: messenger RNA, 3501 nt
Organism: Athalia rosae (coleseed sawfly)
Lineage: Eukaryota; Metazoa; Arthropoda; Insecta; Hymenoptera; Athaliidae
Product: U2 snRNP-associated SURP motif-containing protein
Exons: 19
Coding region: 119-2950 (943 amino acids)
Biological process (GO): RNA processing
Cellular component (GO): nucleus
Molecular function (GO): RNA binding
Source: RefSeq, a predicted model, not a curated record